Molecule: messenger RNA, 3495 nt
Organism: Microtus oregoni (creeping vole)
Lineage: Eukaryota; Metazoa; Chordata; Mammalia; Rodentia; Cricetidae
Product: galactocerebrosidase-like
Exons: 17
Coding region: 10-2073 (687 amino acids)
Biological process (GO): galactosylceramide catabolic process
Cellular component (GO): lysosome
Molecular function (GO): galactosylceramidase activity
Source: RefSeq, a predicted model, not a curated record
ACCCGCACAAUGGCUGACAGGCCACUUAACGCUUCCCAGCAACGGCGGGCUAAAGCCAUGAUCGCCGCCGCCGCCGCGGGCUCGGCAGGCCGUGUCGCGGUGCCCUUGCUGUUGUGCGCACUGCUAGCGUCCAGCAGCGCCUACGUGCUCGACGACUCCGACGGGCUGGGCCGGGAGUUCGAUGGCAUCGGCGCAGUCAGCGGCGGCGGGGCAACCUCUAGGCUUCUAGUAAAUUACCCAGAGCCCUUUCGUUCUGAAAUACUGGAUUAUCUCUUUAAGCCAAACUUUGGUGCCUCUUUGCAUAUUUUAAAAGUGGAAAUCGGUGGUGAUGGGCAAACGACAGAUGGCACGGAACCAUCCCACAUGCACUAUGAACUAGAUGAGAAUUAUUUCCGAGGCUAUGAGUGGUGGUUGAUGAAGGAAGCCAAGGAGAGGAACCCUAAUAUUAUACUCAUGGGGUUGCCGUGGUCAUUUCCCGGAUGGCUGGGCAAAGGUUUCAGCUGGCCUUAUGUAAACCUUCCGCUGACUGCCUACUAUAUCGUGAGAUGGAUUUUGGGUGCUAAGCAUUAUCAUGACCUGGACAUUGACUAUAUUGGGAUUUGGAAUGAAAGGCCAUUUGAUGCCGACUAUAUAAAGGAAUUAAGAAAAAUGCUGGACUACCAUGGUCUGCAGCGAGUGAAAAUCAUAGCAAGUGAUAAUCUCUGGGAGCCGAUUUCUUCUUCCAUGCUGUUUGACCGUGACCUCUGGAAGGCGGUUGAUGUUAUAGGAGCUCAUUAUCCUGGAACCCGGACAGUGUGGAACGCAAGGAUGACAGGGAAGAAGCUUUGGUCGUCGGAAGAUUUUAGCACCUUCAACAAUGAUGUUGGUGCAGGCUGUUGGGGUCGCAUAUUGAAUCAGAACUAUAUCAAUGGCAAUAUGACCUCCACAAUUGCUUGGAAUUUGGUGGCUAGUUACUAUGAGGAAUUGCCUUAUGGGCGAAGUGGAUUGAUGACAGCCCAAGAGCCAUGGAGUGGGCAUUAUGUGGUAGAAGCUCCUAUUUGGAUAUCAGCUCAUACAACUCAGUUUACUCAACCAGGCUGGUAUUACCUGAAGACAGUUGGCCAUCUAGAGAAGGGAGGAAGCUAUGUAGCUCUGACUGAUGGCUUGGGGAACCUCACCAUCAUCAUUGAAACCAUGAGUCACAAACACUCCAUGUGUAUACGGCCAUAUCUACCGUAUUAUAAUGUCUCACGCCAGCUGGCCACCUUCACUCUCAAGGGAUCUUUGAGAGAAAUACAAGAGCUCCAGGUGUGGUAUACCAAGCUCAGAGGACCAUCGGAGAGGCUUCAUUUCAAACAACUGGACUCUCUAUGGCUCCUGGACAGCGGUGGCAGUUUUGCCUUGGAACUGCAGGAGGACGAGCUGGUGACACUCACCACUCUCACCACAGGCCGCAAAGGCAGCUACCCUCCGCCUCCCAAGUCGCAGCCCUUCCCGAGAAACUAUAAGGAUGAUUUCAACGUUGAAUACCCAUUUUUUAGCGAAGCUCCGAACUUUGCUGAUCAGACCGGCGUGUUUGAGUACUACAUAAAUAACGAAGACCCUGGAGAGCAUCGCUUCACACUGCGCCAAGUUCUCAAUCAACGACCUAUCACCUGGGCUGCGGACGCUUCCAGCACCAUCAGCAUUAUAGGCGAUUACCACUGGACCAACAUGACUGUGCAGUGUGAUGUCUACAUAGAGACCCCUCAGAGAGGGGGCGUGUUCAUCGCUGGAAGGGUGACCAAAGGGGGCAUUUUGGUGAGGACGGCUACAGGAGUUUUCUUCUGGAUUUUCGCAAACGGAUCUUACAGAGUCACAGCUGACCUGGGUGGAUGGAUCACAUAUACUUCAGGACGAGCUGACAUUACAGCGAAAAGAUGGUAUACACUCCGCCUAAGUAUUAAGGGUUAUUUCGCCUCUGGCAUGUUGAACAGCAAGGUCCUGUGGGAAAACGUCCCUGUGAAAUACUCAGGGAACGGCUGGGCUGCGAUCGGAACGCACACCUUCGAGUUUGCGCAGUUUGACAACUUUCACGUGCAAGCGGCUCGCUAGUACUCACAGGGCCUCAAGAUGCUAUUUGGAUUUUCUAUUUUUGAUUUAGAUUCAGGGCCAGUUUUGAUGGACCUAUAUGUGAGCCUUUGAGGCUAGCAAUAAUGAAGAGUAUAUAGGGAAGAUGGCACACGGUUGCCAGAUCCUGUGAAAGAUUUAAUUAGAACAAAUUCCGGAAGGAAUGCGGAUGUCUUUGGCAUUGCCUGCGGUAGCCUUAACACUGUUGGUCCCAUCCUUCAGGAGUGGUUUGGGUGGUACCUGCCUUGUAGUCUUGGUGCUCUUGGUAGCUCUCUCCAUACUGUUUGUAAAUGAUCAUGCAGAUGGCCGGGACCUGAGAACCACAGGUGGUUUGUGUCUAAGUGAGUGGAGGCAUCCUUAGAAGAUGCUGAUGCUUAAGAGGAGGCUGAUGAACACUUCAGGGCACACUUUAACAUGCUGUCCUCUCUCUCUCUCAGAAACACACACACACACACACCCUCUCUCCCUCACGUGCCCCUCUCCCUCCCUCCUCCCUCCUUCUCUCUCUGCCUUCCUCCCCCCAUAAUGGAAUUGGUGGGAUGAUUUGAAAAAUACCUCAUUAAUAAACUAACUCCAAAGCCAUUUUUGCAGUAAUAAAAGUAACCAGAGUAAAUUGGGUUGUUUGUAUUCUUUCCUUAUCUACUUCUGGCUUUUGACUCUUAUCACCCUUAUAACUGUCUUGAGAAUUUUCCCCUCAUUUCUUCUGCCCUUUGAAGUAUGUCCUUACAGGUGCCUCCGGAAACAGCCGAGCACUAACGAAUGCCAUCACCUCUCUCUGUGUGCCAGGAGGGUACACUUAGCCUUUUACUAGCUUACUAAAUUGGGUCAUGUCCUAGUGUUUUAUGGAUAGGUGCACUUAGUAUGUUCCUACUGUUUAUAUUUAAGUGUUGGUAAGCAUUAAUGUAACUCUUAGAACCAAAUCAGUUUUUCAUGUGGAUAAAGAGAACUCUGGAAUUCUUUAUAAGGAAAAAUUACUCAUUGAAUUAAUUCCACUACAUGGGAAUUUGUGUCAGUCUAACACUGGUAGAACUAGAAGGAGGUUUGUGUUGCUUUUAAGAACUUGAAGAUAAUUGCCAGUAUAAUUCAGAUUAAAGAAAAAUAUAUUUAAACCAAGUCUAAAUGAUUUAUAAUUUAAAUUUUUAAAUAUUUUUGAAAACUAACAUACAAUUUACAUAUAAUAGAAUAUUCCUAUUUGAAGUGUGUAGUUUGUUUUGAUAAGGUAAAUAUUCCUUUGUAACCAGCACUGUGAUGACGCCACCAACUAUCUCCAUCACCUUGGAGGGCUUUCUGUUACACCUGCACAGGCACUCUGUGUUUGCUAUGGAAGCGACAUGUUGUGCGAUGCGUCCUUCAGAAUGGUUGCUUUCCAUCAGCAUAAGGCUGUGAAAUUUGUCCAGGUUAUCACUU